This is a messenger RNA of Acaulospora colombiana, 586 nucleotides long. The record is from the annotation of a GenBank genome assembly. NCBI's taxonomy places the organism in Eukaryota, Fungi, Glomeromycota, Glomeromycetes, Diversisporales, Acaulosporaceae.
CGAAUUAAAUGGAACUUAUUUCCGAUAUCCACUUCGAACUCCUAGAGAUGCUGAGGAUUCGUUGAUUUCAAAGAAAGUGUAUAGGCCAGAAGAAAUUUUAGAUAUGUUUGAGAGAUUCUACGAGAAAGAAAGCAUUGAUUGCCUAUUAUUCUUAAAAUAUAUUGAAGUCAUCAAAUUUUACGAGUUAAAAGAGGGUGAAAAGGAGCUAAACUUACUUUAUGAGAUUUCCCUUGAAAAUGCAGAUGAAAUUAGAACGAAACGUCAGUUGAUCGUCCAAAAAAUCGUACCGAUGAUGGAUUUAUUGGACACAAAAGAUUCUAAUAAAAUUGCAGAAUCCGAAUUAGAGUCCACAUUCACUGCAAACUUUUGUCAGCAAAAGGGUCAAAGGCGAACGAAAACGAAUCUCAUGGUGGUGGAUAAUUAUUUCAAGGAGCAUUUUAAAAGGGAUAUUAAGGAGCACAAGUUUGUUCCGAACGUUGGCCUUGCCAUGCGGCUCGAUGAUAAAAUGACCAACGGAACGCUUUUCUGUUUUUUACCAUUUCCAAUUUCCACACCUUUCCAGGCCUCAAUACACGGAUAUUUCGCG